AUGUCUCACAACUUUGAGAAGUCGGUGAAGGGAGCCACCAAGAUAAAGCUUGCGGCCCCCAAAUCCAAAUACAUUGAACAUAUACUUGUUGCGACUCAUACAGGCGAGGCAGGUGUUGCAGAGAUAUUUCGGACGCUGCAGCUCCGACUGCGCGACUCAACAUGGACCAUUGUUUUCAAAGCUCUUAUUGUUGUCCACUUGAUGAUAAGGGAGGGACAGUUGGAUGCUACAUUGCAGUAUAUGGCAGAGAACCCCAGAAGACUUGCCAUCAGUGGAUUCUCAGAAGUACAGUCGCAAGGCCAUAAUAUUCGAAGAUACUCCGAUUAUCUCAUCGCGCGUGCGCGUGCCUUCGAGGAUACAAAGACCGACUACGUGCGAAGCGGACAAGGUCGGAUGAAGAGACUGACAGUAGAAAAGGGACUUCUGAGGGAGACAGAAAUAGUUCAACAUCAGAUCCAUGCACUGCUCAAAUGUGACCUUCUCACUGACGACGUCGAGAACGAAAUAUCGUUGACCGCAUUUCGCUUGCUGGUUUUGGAUCUCUUGACCCUAUAUUCGGUGAUGAACGAAGGAACAAUAAACGUUCUUGAGCAUUACUUUGAAAUGUCGCGACCCGACAGCGAACGUGCGUUGGAAAUAUACAAGACAUUUACGGUCCAAACGGAAGAAGUCGUGAAGUUUCUGGGAGUUGCUAGGCAUUUCCAAUCUGCGACGCGAUUGGAGAUCCCUAAGCUCAAACAUGCUUCUACGGAUCUUACGCGACUUCUGGAGGACGAUCUCAAUGACCCUGAUUUCAACCUUCGCCGGCGAGAAUAUUUGGCACGGAAGCAAGGGAAAAGCGGCGGAACUCCUCCGCCUGUGAGUAAAACUGCGACAGGCGAUAGGGCCGUGAGCAACGCGAACACUAUGCCGGCACGGCCUCAAACCCAGCCGAAUCCACAAACACAGAAGUCAAACCAAUCGGACCUUAUCGACUUCUUUGAUUCAAUCGAGCAGAACCAGCAGCCGAUGGCCCAGACCAAUCCGUUCCAGCAAGCGCAAUUACAGCAGCAACCGCAGGCGAUGCAGUUCCAGCAAACCGGGUUCCCACCGCAGCAACAGGCCUUCUACGCGCAACCGACGGGCUUCCAGCAGCCCCAACCGACUGGGUUUGACCAACAAGCGGCGUUUGGAAACCAGUUUGCGCCGCAGAAUAUUCAGCAAUUUGGCCAGCCGCAGCAGCAGCAGCAGGCUCCCCAACCUCUUCAACCCAACCACACGGGGGCCGGAUUUGGUGGUUAUUCGGCGCAGCCCCAGACAUACGGUUUCCAGUCAAACCUCGCUCCCAUCCCGCAGCAUGACAUGAGUGCAUUCUCCCAGCAGCAACAAAUGCCAAUGGCUCAGCAGCAGUUGCAGCCACAGUCAACCAACCCCUUCCGACAAUCGAUGUUAAUGAGCACGCCGACCGGAUCGGCCACGCCUGCCACUCCCCUUAAUCGUCAAAAUACGAACCCCUUCGCACGACGUUUAUCAACAGUCAACCCGCAGCUUGAUACCGGUGUUCCCCAAGCCUACCCGCAGGCGCAGCCGCAAGCGCCCCAACAGCCAGCGCCACUCCAAGCCCAGCGGACGGGAACUAAUCCGUUUGCCCGUGCGUCCUCUGUUCCCCCACCGCAGUCCCAGGGCCUGCAACCUCCUGCUGCGGCUCCUCUGCGACCAAACCCUACGGGGAGCACGAACCCUUUCCGUCAGAGUGCCUUUGUGAACCAACAGACUGGCCAAGGGUGGCAUGUCGGCGGGCAACAGGGCACAAUGGGAGGCUUGGAGCAACUAGACACGGUGCCCAUAUUCCCGCGACCGGGGCUAUCAUAA
Messenger RNA from Aspergillus luchuensis, 1851 nucleotides. Its product is annotated as ENTH domain protein. Gene Ontology annotation, molecular function: phosphatidylinositol-4,5-bisphosphate binding; clathrin heavy chain binding; SNARE binding. NCBI's taxonomy places the organism in Eukaryota, Fungi, Ascomycota, Eurotiomycetes, Eurotiales, Aspergillaceae. Gene Ontology annotation, cellular component: clathrin-coated vesicle; clathrin-coated pit. The transcript has 5 exons. Gene Ontology annotation, biological process: clathrin-dependent endocytosis; clathrin coat assembly; vesicle budding from membrane. The record is from RefSeq and is a predicted model, not a curated record. Bases 1 to 1851 code for a protein of 616 amino acids.